AUGGUUUUCUACGCCGAGUACAUUAUGCUUUUGGGCUUUGCCCUGGUACUAAUACCACACGGCCAACAGACCAGCCUAUUCUCACACGCAGGCGUAGUCAAGAAGAGCGAGGCACCGCUUCUGGGCUUGACAUCGGCAGCUGAGGGGAGCAUGUCGAUGAGUUCGGUCUUGGAGUUCAUGUCGUCCAUGGGCGUACCUGUGGCGUCUUCCGCAGGCUCUGCGUUUCCGGCUAUGGUUUCUGGUGCGGGUACCGGCGCUGGGGCUGGCGGUGAAAGUGGAACCGCAUCGAGUGUGUCACCAGCAUCUCCCACUGCGUCAGUCGGUUCGGUGCCGGAGGUUGGACCGGAGUACGGUAACGUCGUUAUCAACAACCACUGCGAAGAAGAGUUCGUAGCCUUCUCCAUCGGCGCAUGGCCUAUGGGCGGAAACAGAACCAAACUUGACCCGGAGGGCCCGGUCGUACCUCCUCACAAUGGCAGCUGGAACGCCUGGCAAGAAAGCAUCCCACACGCCAUCGCAUCAGGUGGAAGCUAUACCGAGCCCUACCGCGUUACCUGUCCAAACGUCGAAGGCGCAGACGCAUACUGCGCAGAUCAGGAUAAACUGCGCGGCCAGGGUAUCUCGCUCAAAAUCGUCAAUCCAGCGAAACCAGAUGAAGCUACGCAGUUCGAGUACGCGCUUGUACAGAAUCCGCUGGACAACGCAUCCUACCAUAGGCUCAACUAUGACAUCUCACUCCUUGAUUGUGCCGAUCCGCAGGAUCAUGCCUCACUCUACGGCAUCAACUUCAACGACACCAACCAUCGUACUAUUGACGACCUGAACAUGUCUAAUGAAGACAGGAAACACAAGGUUGAUAUGUGUCCCGGAUAUGGGAAUGGGCUCCAGGUGUCGUUUAAAGCAAAGGAGGGCUGCGACGGUGAUGUGUGCCCCCCGAUCGAGUGCAACGGAGAGGAGUGGUGCAAGAUCUACUACUUUGAACGGACAAGGACUAAUGAGCCGAGUUUGAUGUGUACGGGGGAGUUCAGAGGAGAUAUGGUGCUGGAUCUCUGUGCGGGUAAUACUGGUAGCGCUGCCAGUACUCGCAGAGGGAUUGGAAAAGACGAGGAUGUUCAAAGUGUUGGAAGUGCUUAG
This is a messenger RNA of Alternaria arbusti, 1134 nucleotides long. RefSeq lists its product as uncharacterized. The record is from RefSeq and is a predicted model, not a curated record. The coding region runs from base 1 to 1134 and encodes 377 amino acids. Lineage: Eukaryota; Fungi; Ascomycota; Dothideomycetes; Pleosporales; Pleosporaceae. The transcript has a single exon.